AGAAGAAUGGACACAGGAAACUGCUCCUCACUGACUGAAUUCCUUCUCUUGGGCAUUACCGACGACCCUGACAUGAAAGUGGUUCUAUUCAUUGUGUUUCUUGGUGUUUAUUUCACUACACUGCUGACAAAUAUUGGAAUGAUCUUUUUGAUCAGAGUGGAUCCCCAGCUCCAGACACCUAUGUACAUUUUCCUAAGCCACCUCUCUUUCUCUGACCUCUGCUACUCCAGUGCUAUUGGGCCGAAGAUGCUGGUAGACCUGCUUGCCAGGAGCAAAUACAUUCCCUUUUUGGGCUGUGUUCUGCAGUUCUUCACUUUCUGCAUUUUCAUAGAUGCUGAGUGCAUGCUGCUUGCAGUGAUGGCCUAUGAUAGGUACAAAGCCAUCAGUAACCCCUUGUUAUACACAGUAGAUAUGUCCAGCAUGGUAUGCUACCGACUUUUGGCUGGUGUUUACACUGUGGCAUUGGCUGAUGCUUUGACACAUACAACAUUGACAUUCCACUUAUGUUUCUGCAAGUCCAAUGAGAUUAAUCAUUUCUUCUGUGAUAUCCCACCUGUGUUAGUUUUAUCUUGUUCAGAUACACAGGUCAAUGAAUUAGUGAUUUUCACUGUUUUUGGUUUUAUUGAAUUUUGUACCAUCUCCGGAGUUCUUGUCUCUUAUUGUUACAUCAUCUCAUCUGUCUUAAAGAUUCGCUCUGUUGAUGGGAGGUUCAAAGCUUUCUCUACCUGUACUUCCCACUUAAGUGCAGUUGCAAUCUUCCAGGGAACUAUGCUGUUCAUGUAUUUUAGACCAACUUCUGCAUACUCCUUAGAUCAAGAUAAAGUAACUUCCCUUUUUUACACACUUGUGAUUCCUAUGAUGAACCCUCUAAUCUAUACCCUGAGAAACAAGGAUGUGAAAGAGGCUUUCCAAAGAGUAAAAAAUAAAAUAUAG
Molecule: messenger RNA, 933 nt
Organism: Jaculus jaculus (lesser Egyptian jerboa)
Lineage: Eukaryota; Metazoa; Chordata; Mammalia; Rodentia; Dipodidae
Product: olfactory receptor 5W2-like
Exons: 1
Coding region: 7-933 (308 amino acids)
Biological process (GO): sensory perception of smell; G protein-coupled receptor signaling pathway
Cellular component (GO): membrane
Molecular function (GO): G protein-coupled receptor activity; odorant binding; olfactory receptor activity
Source: RefSeq, a predicted model, not a curated record